AUGCCUCGCAGUAAUAUAUUAUUUGCUUUGCUUUUUAUAGUUUUACUUGGCCUGUCAGAAGCACCAGGACGAAGAUCACUGUAUGCAUUUGCCUCAAGCUCUAGUGAUGGUAUCUGCAAAUCAAUGAUAGAGACACAAGGCUACCCAUGCCAAGAACAUAAGGUUACCACAGAGGACGGAUAUAUCCUGAGCAUGCAGAGGAUUGUGGUGGGGCAAUCUGGUUCAAAAGGAGACAAGCCACCUGUUCUGUUACAGCAUGGUGUCCUUGCUGAUGCUAUAACGUGGGUGCUCGCGCCUUAUAAUAAAUCAUUGCCUUUUAUCUUAGCAGACAAUGGAUAUGAUGUGUGGCUUGGCAAUACUCGUGGUACCAAAUAUAGUAAUGGCCACACAUCUCUUUCAACUAGUGAUAAGGCCUAUUGGGAGUGGUCAUGGGAUGAAUUGUCCUCUUAUGAUCUUCAUGCUUUAGUUCAAUAUGUCUACAAUCAUACUGGGCAGAAAUUGUACUAUGCCGGACAUUCCCAGGGGACUUUAAUAGCUUUGGCUGCAUUUUCCCAGAAGAACUUGUUGAACAUGAUCAGAUCUGCUGCUUUAUUUGCCCCAAUUGCUCAUCUCAAUAACAUUCCUUCGCCUGCAAUUCAAUUGGCUGCUCGCUCCCUUCUAGCUACUGCUCUAUAUUGGUUAAAGCUCGGUGAGUUCAUCCCCAAGAGUCAAGAAGUUCGCCAGCUUAUAGGAACGAUCUGCAAUUCUUCAGGCACCAAUUGCUCAGACCUUGUGAAACUUUUUACAGGCCCAAGCUGUUGCAUCAGUUUUACGACGAUAGAUACCCUUCUUCUUCAUGAGCCUCAACCAACAGCGACUAAGAACUUGAUCCAUUUUUCUCAAGUGGUCAGCACAAGAAAGAUAGCGAAGUAUGACUACGGAAAUCCUAUACAAAACAUGCAACACUAUGGACAAUUGAACCCUCCCCAAUAUAACAUGGCUAGCAUCCCAAAAGACUUUCCUCUUUUCCUCUGCUAUGGAAAGAAUGAUAUCUUAGCAGACGUGAAAGACGUGGAGUUUUUGAUUAAUAACGAUCUCAAAGAUCAUGAUAAAGGCAAGCUUGAGGUGGUUUAUAGUGAAGAAUAUGGUCAUCUUGAUUUCAUUAUGGCUUCCAAUGCGAAAGAAGUUGUUUACGAGCCAGUGUUGGACUUCUUCAAGCGUACUUAAUUGAGUAUUAAACUGCUAUACACACUACCUAUGA
Molecule: messenger RNA, 1240 nt
Organism: Prosopis cineraria
Lineage: Eukaryota; Viridiplantae; Streptophyta; Magnoliopsida; Fabales; Fabaceae
Product: triacylglycerol lipase 2-like
Exons: 9
Coding region: 1-1206 (401 amino acids)
Biological process (GO): lipid metabolic process
Molecular function (GO): hydrolase activity, acting on ester bonds
Source: RefSeq, a predicted model, not a curated record